Messenger RNA from Chaetomium fimeti, 7014 nucleotides. RefSeq names its product putative oxysterol binding protein. Gene Ontology annotation, cellular component: cytosol. Gene Ontology annotation, biological process: glutathione metabolic process. The record is from RefSeq and is a predicted model, not a curated record. NCBI's taxonomy places the organism in Eukaryota, Fungi, Ascomycota, Sordariomycetes, Sordariales, Chaetomiaceae. Gene Ontology annotation, molecular function: lipid binding; 5-oxoprolinase (ATP-hydrolyzing) activity. The transcript is spliced from 5 exons. The coding region runs from base 1 to 7014 and encodes 2337 amino acids.
AUGGCUGGCAUCGAACAGUUGGAAAUCCACAGCAAGGCUUACAUUGUGCGAUGGGUCAAGGUUGACGUCGGUCACACCAUAUCAUGGAGUGUACAGCCGCACAAGAAGUCGAUACCACCACGUCUUGAGCCAGGCGCUGACGUUGCUUGCCCACAUACAGACGGCGUCGCAGAGACGAAACCGGGUCUUUUCGCUAAAAGGGACGUCAGCACCGCGCAGGACCAGCUCGCGAAGAAAGGCUUUAUACCCAUAAAAUGGCAUGGAAAAUGCGAAGCAGACAAGGUCUCGGUUGGGACCUACGACGUGACGCAGGGCGGCAUGUUUGGCCUGGUCUUCGACAACACCUUUUCCAAGCAGACGUCCAAGACAGCCACCUUUGUCCUCCUGACUUACCCGACGGGCGCCCCGCCCCAGACCGCCCGUCAUCUCCCCAAUCUACAGGCCGGCCCAGCUGCCAGUACCAGCAGAUCGAGUCUAGGGAAAUCGACCAACAGCCCGCGACUGGGUGCCGUGACCUCGGAAUCCGCCGACAGUCUACCUAAUCACGUUGCGCAGCGUGGGCGCGCAUUGUCAACCCUGUCAACCGCCGCUGGGAGCGACAGCGGGGUGUCGAGUUCCUAUCAUGUCGGCGUUUUGCUGAAGCGGAGGCGUAAGAAGGGACAGGGCUAUGCUAGACGCUUCUUCUCGCUCGAUUACACGACUUGCACGCUCUCCUACUACCACAACCGCAAUUCUUCAGCUCUCAGGGGCGCCAUCCCUUUGAGUCUAGCCGCGGUUGCCGCAGAUGAGAGGCGGCGCGAGAUCACCAUCGACUCCGGGGCAGAGGUUUGGCAUUUGAGGGCAUCAAAUGCGAAGGAAUUUACGGACUGGGCCCGGGCACUGGAACGGGCAAGCAAGAUCGCGAGGGGGUUAGAGAGCGCUGUGGACGACCCGGCACCUGAGGCACGGGGCGAUGCGCCGGCUUCGCAGCCCGGUGUGGCUUCCCGCAAUACACAGCAGGAGGAGGACAGGGACUGGGAGCAUGUCGAGUCCCUGGUCAGCAGGAUCGUAGGUACCAGAGACGCCCUUCGGCGGUUGGUCAAAGACAUGGGCGCCGAGAAGCGGCCGGCCAGUAACCCUGGGGCAUACCUCUCGCCGACCACUCCGACGGUGCCGGAAGACUCGGAUGGCUACUUCCCCUCCCAGCCUGACAAGCGUUCGUUCUGGAAGCGCAAGGCGAGCGGUUCCUCGUCGCCGCUGACGCCACAGUCCAUCCAGACUGCUGUUAGCGGUUCCCUUGCGGUCCCCGCACCCGCCGUUGCCACGCCAGUUAUGAACGGCGCCAAGUCCCCAGCCGCACCGCAGGAGGACCGAGAUACAUACGACAACUGCGCGGCGCUGCUCAAAGAUUUGGACUCGGUGGUUGUUGAGUUUUCAGCUCUGCUGAACACCAGCAAGCGAAGGCGGAUCCCAGCGCAGCCACCGACCGCGCCGAGACUGAGCCUCGAAUCCACAGCAUCGACCGUCGAGGAGUUCUUUGAUGCCGAAGUCGGUGACAUGGACAAGUCUCAGGUAAUGUUGAUCAACCGCCAUAGCGAAGAGGACACGGCAGCCUCCGACGCCGAGGAGGUUUCGAUCCACGAGUCAUCAUCAGCGUCGUCGGUUGAGGACGAGGAAGGCCAGUACACUGGGGACGGUGUUGGGAGUCUGUUCCCGACCAAGCCAAAGUCACUAUCACCACUCCCCAUCACCGACGCCGUCUCACGCCGCAAGACCAUCCCCCCGGCCAAGCUCGCGCCGCCAAGCCUGAUCGCUUUCGUCCGCAAAAACGUAGGCAAGGAUCUUAGCACCAUCUCCAUGCCCGUGUCGGCGAACGAGCCCAUCUCCUUGUUGCAACGCAUGGCGGAGCAGCUCGAGUACGCGCAGCUCCUCGACGCAGCCGCCCAGCAGAGCCAGCCGCAGCAACGCCUGCUCCGCGUCGCCGCCUUCGCCAUAUCCCAAUUCAGCAACGGCCGCGCCAAGGAACGGGCCAUCCGGAAGCCGUUCAACCCCCUGCUCGGCGAGACCUUCGAGCUCGUCCGGUCCGAAGCCGAAGUCCCCGGCGGGUUCCGCCUGCUGGUCGAGAAGGUCUCGCACCGCCCCGUGCGGCUAGCCAUGCAGGCCGACGGCGCACACUGGUCGUUUGCGCAGUCGCCGGCGCCAACACAGAAAUUCUGGGGCAAGAGCGCCGAGCUGACGACGGACGGCCGCGUGCGGGUCAGCCUGAGGCUGCCCGACGGCAGCGACGAGUACUACAGCUGGAACACGGCGACCGUGUUCCUGCGCAACGUUGUCAUGGGCGAGAAGUACGUCGAGCCCGUCGGCACCAUGCACGUGUGCAACGACAGCACGGGGGCCAAGGCCGCCGUCGAGUUCCGCUCCAAGGGCGUCUUCGGCGGCCGCGGCGAGGAGGUCCAGGUCGACGUGCUGGGGCCCGACGGCGCCCAGUCGGGCGUGUCCAUGAACGGCACCUGGACCGGCGCCCUCAAGGCCGUGCCCGGCGGGCAGGAGGUCUGGCGCGCGGGGAGCCUGGUCGACAACCCGGUGACCACGUACGGGCUGACCACCUUCGCCGCGGCCCUCAACGAGAUCACGCCGCUGGAGAAGGGCAAGCUGCCGCCGACGGACUGCCGGCUGCGGCCGGACCAGCGGCUGGCGGAGCAGGGCCAGCUGGACGAGGCGGAGGACUGGAAGGUCAGGCUCGAGGAGGCGCAGCGCCAGCGGCGGCGCGUCAUGGAAGAGAACGGCGAGGAGUAUAGGCCCAGGUGGUUUGUGCAGGCCGACUCGGCCCAGGACGGCGAGGAGGUCUGGCGCCUGAAGGGCGGGAAGGACGGGUACUGGGAGGAGAGGGCAAAGGGGACUUGGUCGGGGACGCGGGGCAUCCGCAUCGCCAUCGACCGCGGCGGCACCUUCACAGACUGCGUCGGCAACUACAACGGCGAGGACGUAGUGAUCAAACUGCUAUCAGAAGACCCAGCCAACUACAACGACGCGCCGCUGGAAGGCAUCCGACGCAUCAUGUCGCACUUUCUCGGCGGCAGCAAUGGCAGCAACGGCAGCAACGGCAACAAUGGCGAGAUCCCGCGCGGCCAGCCGCUCGACACCAGCCGCAUCGACUCGAUCCGCAUGGGCACGACGGUCGCGACCAACGCGCUGCUCGAGCGCAAGGGCGAGGCCAUCGCCCUGGUCGUCACGCGCGGCUUCGCCGACUGCCUCGUCAUCGGCAACCAGUCGCGCCCCCGCAUCUUCGACCUGGCCAUCCGCAAGCCCGACGUGCUGUACUCGGCCGUCGUCGAGGUCGACGAGCGCGUCACCCUCGAGGACUACGCCGAGGACCCCGCGCGCGCCGUCACGAGGGCGGAUGCGAAAGUCGGCAGUGCCGAGGCGGAGGGCGCAGAGUUGGUCAUGGGCUUGUCCGGGGAGGCGGUCAGGGUGCUGCGCCGGCCCGGUCGGGACGCGGUGCGCGAGCAGCUGCAGAAGGUGUUUGACGGCGGGAUCCGCAGCAUUGCCGUGUGUCUGAUGCAUGCGUAUACGUUCCCGGGCCAUGAGGCGCUGGUGGGGGAGGUGGCGAGGGAGAUUGGGUUCGAGCAUAUCUCGCUCAGUCAUGAGCUCAUGCCCAUGAUCAAGUUGGUUCCGAGGGCAACGUCGGUGUGUGCGGAUGCCUACCUCACGCCGGCGAUCAAGAGGUACAUCUCGGGCUUUCAGCAGGGGUUUGAGGGGGGGUUGGGCACGAAGAGCGUGACGCAGGAGAAGGGGAGCAAGGGGGCGCGGUGCGAGUUCAUGCAGAGUGAUGGAGGGCUGGUGGAUGUGGACAGGUUCACCGGUCUGAGGGCGAUUCUUUCCGGGCCAGCGGGUGGUGUGGUUGGGUACGCUAUCACUUCGUAUGAUGAGAAGACGAAGAUCCCCGUGAUCGGUUUCGAUAUGGGCGGCACUAGUACAGAUGUCUCGCGGUAUGGCGAGGGCCGGUAUGAUCACACAUUUGAGACCACGACGGCCGGAGUUACGAUCCAGUCACCCCAGCUAGACAUCAACACCGUUGCUGCCGGCGGUGGGUCCAUGCUCUUCUUCCGGAACGGCUUGUUUGUGGUUGGACCCGAAUCUGCUGGCGCCCAUCCCGGCCCGGCAUGCUACCGGAAAGGGGGUCCCGCUACCGUCACAGACGCGAACCUGUUUUUGGGAAGGCUGCUGCCGGAGUUCUUCCCCAAGAUCUUUGGCAAGAACGAGGAUGAGGGACUGGAUCUAGAAGCUAGCAGAAAGGUGCUUCAGGAGCUAGCCGACCAAAUUCACAGAGAGACCGGCAAGGAGAUGGACGUUGAUGAGGUUGCCUACGGCUUCCUGACCGUUGCUAACGAGGCCAUGACACGGCCCAUCAGGAGCAUCACCGAGGCCAAAGGACACGAUACGUCGAAGCACCGCCUGGCUACUUUUGGUGGUGCCGGCGGUCAGCACGCCGUUGCCAUUGCUGGUUCCCUCGGCAUCAAGCAGAUCCUCAUCCACCGCUAUUCUUCGGUUCUAUCUGCAUAUGGUAUGGCAUUGGCCGACGUCGUUGACGAAAGGCAAGAGCCCGAUUCCGCCGUCUGGACUGAUCAAGGGGACGUGGUGGACCAACUAAAACAGAAGAUGGAGGGUCUCAAAGACAAGUCUCGUCAGGCAUUGAGGGGCCAGGGAUUUGAGGACGGAGAGAUUGUCUUUGAGGAAUAUCUCAACAUGAGGUACCGUGGCACCGAGUCUGCCCUCAUGAUCAUCAAGCCCACUGCUGUUGAGCGCGAGUGGGACUUUGGCACCGCCUUUGUCGAGCACCAUCGUUAUGAGUUUGGCUUCACCCUAGAUGAUAGGGAUAUCAUCAUCGAUGACGUCCGAGUCCGUGGAAUCGGUAAGAGCUUCCGGUACGACGAGAAGACUGUUGAUGAGCAACUCAAGGCGGUCACCCGGAAGGAGGUGUCAACUGAAGAGAAGCACUCCGAGGCCAUGGUGUACUUUGAGGGCGGCCGUGAAAACUCGCCCAUCUACAAACUCGGUGACCUCUCCGUGGGUGAGGUCGUCAACGGGCCUGCUAUGCUAGCGGACGGCACCCAGACCAUUGUGGUCACCCCCAAUGCCACAGCUCUCGUUCUUGAGACACAUGUCAUAAUCGACAUCCCCGAGACCGAAAAAGACAAGUCCUCGCAGGCGGCAGAGGAACGCGAGGUGGACCCCAUCAUGCUCAGCAUCUUUGGCCACCGGUUUAUGGCCAUUGCCGAGCAGAUGGGAAGGGCUCUGCAGAAGACCAGUGUCAGCACCAACGUAAAGGAGCGACUCGAUUUCUCCUGUGCCAUCUUUGACGAACAUGGCGGUCUGGUUGCCAACGCUCCUCACCUACCUGUCCACCUGGGCUCCAUGUCGACCUGUGUCCGGCGUCAGGCCGAGAUCUGGAAGGGCAAGCUCAACAAGGGGGAUGUGAUCAUGUCGAACCAUCCAUCUUACGGUGGCACACAUCUUCCCGAUGUCACCCUAGUCAUGCCCGCCUUCAACGAGGCCGGGGAUAAGAUUCUAUUCUACGCUGCGUCACGGGCACAUCAUGCCGACAUUGGAGGCAUCACCGCCGGAAGCAUGCCGCCUCAUUCUAGAGAGCUCCACCAGGAAGGGGCAUCCAUCAAGAGUGAGAAGCUGGUCAGCGAGGGCAAGUUCGACGAGGAGCGCGUGAUCGAGCUCUUUUACAAUGAGCCCGCCCAACAGCCAGGCUGCAGCGGUACACGCUGUCUCGCAGACAACAUCAACGACCUCCGCGCUCAAGUGUCGGCUAACCAGAAGGGCAUCUCUCUCAUCGAGGGCCUCAUUGCCGAGUACGGCGAGCAGACGGUCCAGUUCUACAUGGUGGCCAUCCAGAACAACGCCGAACAACAGGUCCGCAGCCUCCUACGGACCGUCCACAAGCGCUUCCAGGGCAAAGAUCUCUCGUCGGAGGACUUCAUGGACGAUGGAAGCCCGAUCCGGCUCCACAUCACCAUCGACGCAGAAAAGGGUGAAGCCGUCUUCGACUUUGCGGGCACGGGGCCCGAGGUGUACGCCAACAUCAACGCGCCCGAGGCCAUCUCGUACUCGGCCAUCAUCUACGCGCUGCGGUGCAUGAUCUCGGAGGACAUACCGCUCAACCAGGGCUGCCUGAAGCCCAUCACGGUGCGGAUCCCGCCCAAGUCGCUCCUCUCCCCCUCCGACAACGCGGCCGUCGUCGGCGGCAACGUGCUCACGUCCCAGCGCGUGACCGACGUCAUCCUCAGGGCCUUCGAGGCCUGCGCCGCCAGCCAGGGGUGCUGCAACAACCUGACGUUCGGCUUCGGCGGCAACGUCACGGGCCAGGACGCCGUGCGCGGCUUCGGCUACUACGAAACCAUCGCGGGCGGCAGCGGGGCCGGGCCCAGCUGGGAGGGCACCGACGGCGUGCACGUGCACAUGACCAACACGCGCAUCACCGACGCCGAGGUGUUUGAGCGGCGGUACCCGGUCCUGCUGCGCGAGUUCUCGGUGCGCCGCGGGUCCGGGGGGCGCGGCCGGCACCGCGGCGGCCACGGCGUCGUCCGCGACAUCGAGUUCCGCAUCCCCCUGCAGGUCUCCAUCCUCAGCGAGCGCCGCGUCUACCGCCCCUAUGGUAUGGCUGGUGGCGAGCCCGCCCAGUGCGGCCUGAACCUGUGGGUGCGCAGGGUGAAGAAGGCGAGCUGGGAGAGCAGUCUGCGGAAGCUGCAGCUACAGGGAGGUGGUGGCGGCCCUGAUGCUGAGGAUGAUGAUGAUGAUGAUGCUCAAGGGGGAGGUGACACCGAGUACGAGGAGCGGCGCAUCAACCUCGGGGCCAAGAACAGCGCGCCCAUGAAGGCGGGUGAUCGUAUCAUCGUGCACACGCCGGGCGGCGGCGGCUGGGGCAAGGUCGGCGAGCCGAAGGCGCUCGGUCAGAAGUCGGAUCCGACGCAGAACUGGAAGAAGGGAUCGCAUGCCGCAAGGGAGGAAGCGGCGCUGCAGGUAUGA